This is a messenger RNA of Cercospora beticola, 1280 nucleotides long. RefSeq lists its product as uncharacterized. Lineage: Eukaryota; Fungi; Ascomycota; Dothideomycetes; Mycosphaerellales; Mycosphaerellaceae. The record is from RefSeq and is a predicted model, not a curated record.
CGGCUGGUCCUUCGACUACCGCACUGCAACUGUGCUCUGCUGAGGGCAGACUCGUCUUGCCGGGCAAGUGCACAAGGCGGGGCGACAGACCAGAAACCUUGCGACUUGCGAUGUGCGACAGCCCUGUGCAGCAUAUCCGUUGACUUCAAGUCCAUUUCGCAGUCGACAGUAGUGCGUGCGUUCGUGUUCUGGACGACACUACCUGCACGUGCAACCAGCCUUGAUGCGGACGACGCUGUUCAGCCGCAUUUUUGUCAGGCUCUAGCACUGUAUGAUGGAGAAACCCACAGUGAAGGAAUGCGUUCAAGCGCUUCAGUCUGAUAGGCUCAUCACGCUCAUCAUUGGCAACUCCCAGGCUGCAAUGUCAGUACAAGUUCAACAGAGCGUUCUUGAGGCGGUCAGCCCGUGGUUCCAAAAAGCACUUCGAGACCAGGUAUUUGUCGAAGGACAGACUGGCAAGAUCUUGUUUCCGGAAGACGAUCCAGCAUCCUGGGAGAUCUUCUUGUAUUGGCUGUUGCGCCGCGAAAUUCCAAGGCCAGGAAUUGCCACCUCUCACGAAGAAGAUCUUAUCAGCUUGGCCAAAUGCUGGAUACUCGGAGACAAGUAUGGCAUAACUAAAUUUCAAGACGAAGUUAUGCUCUUCUACUUGCAUAUCGUGGACCUCCAUUGUGUUGAACUGGCGCCAGAGCAGUGCAAAGAGCUCACCAAGAUCACGCCACCAGGUUCAAAGCUUAUGAAAUUGCUUUCGGAGGAGUCCGCACGAUUUUGCGAGCAGAACGGCCUUACUUCUGACGGGAUUGCCACGUUGGACGGUGUUCCAGGCUUCUGGCCAACUUUUGUCGAAGCUCAACAGAAGAUGAAGAAGCACAGCGAUCAGUUCACUUCGCGCAUGAAAGGUGUCGGUUCGACAACGUGCGAUGAGGCUCACUGGAGCGACUACAUGGCAGGCGACUUGCCGGAUUUCGCGGAGUUCAUCGAGGAUAGAGGGUAACAGCUUUUGGGCGCGAGGCAAGUUCUUUCGAGCGAUUUGCUCGCCUCUGUUGCCACCCCUCUCGACGGCGGUGGGAUACAUCCUAGCUGCUCCGCUGACAAGACCCCAUGAGCCGCUUCUUUGACCUGGUCUCGAGGUUCGCAGUCUACAAGCAACGCGCUGGAUCAAAGCAUGCGGUCAUGAAGGGCCAAUUAGCUUGUGCAACCGAUUAUAAAAUCAUCUGUGGUUGAUAGCCCUACUUAAUAUCUCUGCCCUGAAUGAAGCAAAAGACAGGUUGCAAUUCACCAAC